Molecule: messenger RNA, 860 nt
Organism: Phycomyces blakesleeanus NRRL 1555(-)
Lineage: Eukaryota; Fungi; Mucoromycota; Mucoromycetes; Mucorales; Phycomycetaceae
Exons: 6
Coding region: 99-734 (211 amino acids)
Cellular component (GO): proteasome core complex
Molecular function (GO): threonine-type endopeptidase activity
Source: RefSeq, a predicted model, not a curated record
CACAUUUCUGCCAUUGAAUCCUCUCUCUUUUUUUAAAAAAAAUAUAUAUUAUUUCUGUUUCUCUUCCACAUCAAAUUAACAACUGCAACUGUCAUAAAAUGAGCUUGAAAUCAGGAGAAGUCAACCUUGGUACAUCUAUCAUGGCUGUUCAAUACGCAGGCGGUGUUGUCAUUGGUGCCGACUCCCGUACAACCACUGGUUCCUACAUUGCAAAUCGAGUUACAGACAAGUUGACUGAGGUUCAUGAUCUCAUCUACUGCUGCAGAUCUGGAUCAGCUGCCGACACCCAGGCUAUUGCUGAUAUGGUUCAUUACUAUCUUCAGAUGUACAGUGUGCAAGAAAAUGAGAGACCAAGUGUACGCACAGCAGCAGCCCUUUUCCAAGAACUCUGCUACCAGAACAAGGAUAAUUUGAUGGCCGGCAUUAUUGUAGCUGGUGUGGAUAAGAAGAAUGGUCCAGCAGUAUACAAUGUUCCUCUUGGUGGAUCUCUUCACAGACAGCCUUUUGCCAUCGGUGGUUCUGGAUCUACCUACAUUUAUGGUUAUUGUGAUUCCAAGUAUCACGACAACAUGACCAGAGAGCAAGCCAUUGAGUUUGUCAAGAACUCUCUUUCCCUUGCCAUGUCCCGUGAUGGUUCCUCUGGUGGUGUCAUCCGUUUGGCUGUCAUUACCAUGGAUGGUGUUGAGCGACUGUUUGUUCCUGGCGACCAAUUGCCCGUGCAUUGGGAAGGAUAAUUUCUACAAGUAUCUUAUUUGUAGAUAAUAAAAAACAAAAGAAAGAUAACGAAGAAAAAAAAAGUGUUUUCCUGUAGAUUUACUAGGAAUAAAUAAAUAAAUCUUAUACAUAUAAAACAAAUCAAC